UUCAUGACCUUUCUCUUAGAUUCAAAAAAAGAUGGAGAUGUUAAUAUUCAUCAUAUCUUCAACUUUGUUGUUAUCUAGCCCUUGCCAUGCUGACACAAAUGAGAAUACCGGUUUACAAUGUUCUGAAUCUGAUAGGGCUACCAAUAGCAGUGACUACGAAGUCAAUCUGAGCGGUAUGCUGAAUUCACUCGCUGCAAAUGGGCCUAUCCACGAUGGCUUCUACACGACCGAAGCCGGAAAAGGUGCUAACAAGAUCUAUGGCCUUGCACAAUGUAGAGGUGAUAUUUCCGCCGCAGACUGUGCCGCCUGCAUCAAGAAUGUUACCACGGUACAAGGCUGCUCAAACAGUAGAAAAGCUACGAUUUGGUUUACGUGGUGUUUCCUACGAUACUCAAACACGAGCUUUUUCGGAGAAUGGGAUCAAUCAGGAAUGGCAAGUUACAACGAUACCAAUUUUGAAGAUCCAAAAGUGGUCUCGGAAGCACUUAACUUCACGAACACGCUGGUAUCUACAACUCCGAGCCAGCCUUUAAUGUACCAGACUGCAGUAUUGGAUGUUGGACAGAACGGAAAGAGGUAUGGCAUGGCUCAAUGCACCAGAGAUCUCAGCAAGAGUGAUUGUGGUAUGUGCUUGGAAUUUCAAUUGGUGACUUACAAAAACUCAGUUGGAAAUAAGAGAAGUUGGGAUAUUUAUGGGUUUAGCUGUAGCUUGUGGUACCGUGAUUACCAGUUCUACAAUAUUUCAACCCCAGCAAAGGGAGGCUCCACAAGAUCCUCACCACAUCAAGUUGCAAUUGGCAUGGCCAUUCCGGCGCUAGUGUUUCUUUUAGUUCUUUAGGUAUUGAAUGCCUCUUUUGUUCACAGAAAACUUGUUUU
Molecule: messenger RNA, 876 nt
Organism: Populus euphratica (Euphrates poplar)
Lineage: Eukaryota; Viridiplantae; Streptophyta; Magnoliopsida; Malpighiales; Salicaceae
Product: cysteine-rich repeat secretory protein 38-like
Exons: 2
Coding region: 32-838 (268 amino acids)
Source: RefSeq, a predicted model, not a curated record